Molecule: messenger RNA, 1475 nt
Organism: Exaiptasia diaphana
Lineage: Eukaryota; Metazoa; Cnidaria; Anthozoa; Actiniaria; Aiptasiidae
Product: hydroxymethylglutaryl-CoA lyase, mitochondrial
Exons: 11
Coding region: 55-1038 (327 amino acids)
Biological process (GO): ketone body biosynthetic process; L-leucine catabolic process
Molecular function (GO): hydroxymethylglutaryl-CoA lyase activity
Source: RefSeq, a predicted model, not a curated record
AUGGUGGAYCGAUAGAUAUAUUUUAGUGUUUAUCGAAAUUCUUAUCUUGUUAAUAUGAUUAGGAUUACAAAGARGCUUCCAAGGCAAUCUUGGUUGACUAAAGAUUUCCCGCUAAUAGCAAUAUUCAGAAGUGCUUCACARAAUCAUAAAAAGAAGAUAAAAAUAGUUGAAGUUGGUCCAAGAGAUGGUCUUCAAAAUGAAAAGGUUAAUGUACCUACUGAGGCAAAAAUCAAGUUGAUUGACAUGUUAUCGCAAACUGGUUUACCAGCAGUUGAAGCAACAAGCUUUGUGUCCCCUAAGUGGGUACCACAGAUGGGAGAUCAUUGUGAGAUCAUGAAGGGUAUCACAAGACAGCCAUUAGUAUCAUAUCCUGUACUGACUCCCAACCUCAAGGGUUAUCAAUCAGCUGUUGCAGUUGGUGCCAAAGAAGUUGCAAUCUUUGGAGCUGCAUCUGAAUCAUUUAGCAAGAAAAAUAUAAACUGUUCAAUUAAAGAAAGUCUUCAAAGAUUUGAAUCAGUAUGUGAAGCAGCAAAGUCUGAUGGUAUUCUUGUGAGAGGGUAUGUGUCAUGUGUUGUUGGUUGUCCUUAUGAAGGYCAUAUUAGUCCUGAUGCAGUGGCAGAGGUAUCCCGUAUUAUGUUAGAAAUGGGCUGCUAUGAAAUCUCACUUGGUGACACAAUAGGUGUUGGAACUCCAGGAACUGUAUCUAAGAUGCUAGAGUCUGUAGCUAAAGAUAUCCCAGUAGAUAAAUUAGCCAUUCACUGCCAUGAUACAUAUGGACAAGCUCUUGUGAACAUACUUACAGCAAUUCAGGCUGGUGUGCGGACUGUAGAUGCUUCUGUCAGUGGUUUGGGAGGCUGUCCAUAUGCUCAYGGUGCUUCUGGGAAUGUAGCAACUGAAGAUGUUGUUUAUAUGUUAAAUGGGAUGGAUUUUGAAACAGGARUAGACUUAAACAAGUUAAUGAUGGCUGGGGAUUUCAUAUGUGGUGUAAUAGGAAAAACUACUGGUUCAAAGGUCACACAGGCUCUGAAAAAACAAUAAUAUUAAUAAUGUUACAGGGAUGUCAACUCUCACGAAUGAAAAAUAUAUAAACUGAUUAUGCAAUGUCUAAUCCUAUCAGAAUAUGACGUGAUUUAUGAUGUCAUUCACAUGGUGUGACGUCAUACACAUAAUCGAGGUAAUUUCUCCAGAUAUAUAAAGUUCGGGGGUUGACAUUCCUGAUGUUAUGAAAUCAAGUAUUUAUUUGAGGUUGUAAAAAUUAGAUCCAAUAAAAUGCUGUCAAUCAAGAUGAUGAAUAAAAUUUAAUGUUGUUUCUUUAUUGCACAACUUAAAAUGGUGUCAAGUUUUAGAAGAUAAUCUCAGGGAGAGGGGGUCUGACCCCUAUAUAUGAGAGUGUGGAGAUGUUCAUGAUUAUUUAUUGAAAAUGGCCGGCUUAAGGAUACCGAAAAGGGUGUGAGCUCAAGGAUGUGGCAGAAAAU